GGUCAGUCGCACGGUAUGGAUUUUCACGGGAUCGACGGGGAGCGAGUCUGCGCCGGCCGGUACGUCCGCGGUUCGCAGCUGUGUCGCGCCUCCUCGACCAAUCGCGCUCAGUGCCACGCGCGUCACACCAACGAGCGCAGUGCCGUAGGAGUCGUCGCCGGAGUGAUCGUACGUUUCGUCGCGAGUACUCCGAGAAGAAGAAUUAUGGAGGAUGUGAUGGCCGUGAACGGAGCGAAGGAGGUGAACGGUGACGCGGACAGGAUCUACUACGAAUUGGACGGUGAGGGCGAUGCCGACAGCUCGACAACUCCAAGCCACAACGUGGACCACCAUCGCGAUCGCAGCGAGAGCCCAGUUUUCGGCAUCGAGGGUGGCGGUAACGGUGCAGGCAGCAGUGGCUUGAGGCUUGCACCCCAAGAGCUGCCGAAUGAGAUCUCGGCACCGUACGAGGUACCGCAAUUCCCGAUCGAGCAGAUCGAGAAGAAGCUCCUGAUCCAGCGGCAACUGACCGUCAAAGCUGCAAAGGAUCUUGAGGAACGUCGCAGUCAUUACGAGCCGUCGCUCCAUACAGGAGUUCCCGAUGACAUCGAUCAUAGUUUCAAGAUAGAAGAAAAUGAUUUCGUACCUCAUUUUCAACGGGUCUCCAUAUCCGGCGAGGACACUUCCGGGGUGCCUCUGGAAGAUCUUCAAAGGGCCUCCAAGAUGCUGGUGCAGGCGUUGGCGAUCCGCGAAAAGUACAUGAACAACUCCAAGCAGAGCUUCCCCACUAUUACUUCUAGAUUCUUGCGUAGUAUCGAUAAGCGGCCACUCACCACAGACGACGAAGUUCACCACGAUGACCGCAAGUGCAUCGAAGGGAAAGAGCUGCUGGAUAUUGUGAAAGAAAUCAAGGGCGCUCGUUCCGACGCGGACAUCGACGCGCUGAUCAAAGACGUCUCUCGGACAGAUCACCCAGUACAUGCGCCUGCUUCCCGGGGCGAUCCGUGGAAAUGCGAAUUUCCACCGGCAAAGAAUUACAAGAUCGUACCGGUCAACGGCGUGUUCAACCUGUUUGCCAGUGACGAGGACCUGGCUAACGGCAAGCCGCUCCCGUAUUCGUACCCAGACAUGGCGGCCUUCAUCCAGGGCAUGAACCUCCUGUGCGCCAUGAUCGCCGACGGGCCUUUGAAAUCCUUCUGUUACCGAAGAUUGAGUUAUCUCUCCUCCAAGUUUCAGUUACACGUGCUGCUGAACGAGCUCAGAGAACUGGCGAGUCAGAAGGCCGUGCCGCACAGGGACUUCUACAACAUCAGGAAGGUCGAUACUCACAUACAUGCGGCUUCAUGCAUGAAUCAAAAGCACCUGCUCAGAUUCAUCAAGAAAACGUUGAAGAAUCACGCCUCUGAAGUGGUCACUUGUUCCAAAACUGGCGAGACCAUGACACUCCGCGAAGUUUUUCAGUCCAUGAGUCUGACGACUUACGAUCUGAGCGUCGACAUGUUGGAUGUGCACGCGGACAGAAAUACGUUUCACAGAUUCGACAAGUUCAACGCGAAGUACAAUCCUAUCGGCGAGAGCCGCUUGCGUGAAGUUUUCCUCAAGACCGAUAACUACCUGAACGGCAAGUAUUUUGCACGAAUAAUCAAGGAGGUCGCGAGCGAUCUUGAGGAGUCGAAAUAUCAGAACGCGGAGCUACGCCUGUCUAUCUACGGCAAGGGUCCAGAAGAAUGGGAUAAACUAGCUACGUGGGCGAUCGAGAGCGAUGUCGCUUCAGAUAACGUACGCUGGCUCAUACAGAUCCCUAGAUUAUACGAUAUCUUUAAGCUGAACAAACUCAUGACGAACUUCCAAGAAAUUAUCAACAACAUUUUUCUGCCGCUCUUCGAAGUGACCAACGAUCCCAAUUCGCAUCCGGAAUUACAUAAAUUUCUCAAAUACGUAAUAGGUUUCGACUCCGUGGACGAUGAAAGUAAGCCGGAAAAUCCUCUCUUCGAUAAAGACGUUUAUCCACCCGCAGAAUGGGACGACAUAGAGAACCCGCCAUACGGAUAUUAUCAAUAUUAUACUUACGCAAAUAUGACAGUCCUCAAUCACUUUCGAGCGGAACAAGGCUUGAAUACAUUUGUCCUGAGACCUCAUUGCGGCGAGGCAGGACCCAUACAACAUCUUGUGUGCGGCUACAUGAUGGCAGAGAACAUUUCGCACGGCUUACUACUCAGAAAAGUUCCCGUGCUCCAGUACUUGUAUUACCUGGCGCAAAUCGGCAUCGCGAUGUCGCCGCUCAGUAACAACUCGCUUUUCCUGAACUAUCACCGUAAUCCACUUCCAGAAUACCUUGCUAGAGGACUAUGUGUAAGCUUGUCCACGGAUGAUCCUCUCCAGUUUCAUUUUACCAAGGAACCUCUGAUGGAAGAAUAUAGUAUUGCUGCGCAAGUGUGGAAACUCAGUUCGUGUGACAUGUGCGAGUUAGCACGCAACUCCGUUCUUAUGAGUGGCUUUCCGCAUAAGAGUAAGCAGUACUGGUUAGGACCUAAUUAUACGAAGGAAGGAGUCGCUGGCAACGAUAUCACUCGAACGAACGUACCGGACAUACGAGUGGCCUAUCGAUAUGAAACCUUGGUUGACGAACUGUCCAAUAUCUUCAAGGUCGUGGAGAAACCCGAGUCACUUCCAUUUUAAUAAUCAAUUAUUUGGAUUUUAUCAAAACCGAUGGGUUGAUUAACGUGAAAAUGAUGUUCAAUGAUGGACAAAUUAUGAUUAUACGUGCGAUUUAUUCUUGGGAUUUCUGAUUUUUUAUAUAGAACGUUUUUUUGGAACAUUACGAAUUCAGAAGUAGAUUAUUUUUUCUUUUUAUAUAAUUGUCAGGCUUCUUCUCUCGACACAUAAAAAAAUAACUCGAGGGUAGAACUUGAACAACAUUGAUCGAAUUUAUGUUUUAUUGUUAGAUGAUAUUUAGUAUAGUAUGAAAUAAUAUUAAGUAUGUAUUUUAUAUCACAGAUUUUCCACAUAAAAACAUGUGCUUGAGAUCGUAAUCUGUAUCGGAUGACAUGAAGAAAUGUGAGACCAUGAUGAUUACACAUAGGUAAAGGAUCAAUGCGAUUUCACAAGGCCUUUACAAUGUUAUAUUAAAUUAUGGAGUCAGUUUCUAAAUUAAUUUCGUAAUUUAAUAUGAAAAUUGAUAUUUGUUAUUGGGACAAAUUGUAUGAAUUUUACGUAUGUAUUGAUCAUUCUUCUUGCAUCUUUUUUUGAAGACUUUAAUCGCAAGAAUAAAUCAGAAAUUAUACAUAUACGUUGACCAAUUUAAUAGUAGUUUUAAGAAGAUAUUUCUUUUAUCGUUGCAACAUUUAUAAUACACAAUAGCGCAUAUUGUAAUAUGAACUAGAUUAGAACCGAAUAUUACGUUCAUUUACCUUGACGUUGAACUCGUGAUAAGAUAAAUCCGUUUUUCAUAUCUCGGCUGUGCACGGCGACAGCAGCGUACUCCUUUCUUGGAUUUUAGCUUUAUUUUCUUACAUUUUUGUACAUUUAUAUCGUAAUCGAGUACGACAUUUGUUUCGACGAGCAUUCAAAUAGCUGGCUCGUACAUGCGGAUAGUUAACUCGUGCCAUUGUACAUCCUUUUUUUCACAAAUAGAUAAUGUAAAUAGGAAAUUAAUUUAAAUGUAACUAAAAUAUUUUACGAAGCUACAUGCGUGCCAAGAUAUGACGCGGCGACACAAACAUCAUUUCUCGUUAUUUUAAUGUUGUGGCUACUUUAAUCGUUUCUUUUUGCGUCUGCCAUUUUCCGAGAGAACUUUCCGAACAACGAGCCUAAGGAAUUUAAAUUAAGCGAUAUACGAUCAUCUAUAACACUCGAACACUGUGCCCUGAUAUCGAAUUUAAAUUAAAUUGUUGCUAGAUAGAAAGAUAUAUAUUUAUUGUAAAAAAAUAUAUAUACUAUACAACGGAAAUAUACUUGCAUCGUUAAAACC
Messenger RNA from Vollenhovia emeryi, 3949 nucleotides. It is a transcript of the gene AMPdeam, whose product is annotated as AMP deaminase 2. Bases 16 to 2658 code for a protein of 880 amino acids. The transcript has 14 exons. Gene Ontology annotation, biological process: IMP salvage; AMP metabolic process. Gene Ontology annotation, molecular function: AMP deaminase activity. The record is from RefSeq and is a predicted model, not a curated record. Gene Ontology annotation, cellular component: cytosol. NCBI's taxonomy places the organism in Eukaryota, Metazoa, Arthropoda, Insecta, Hymenoptera, Formicidae.